This is a messenger RNA of Boleophthalmus pectinirostris (great blue-spotted mudskipper), 1286 nucleotides long. It is a transcript of the gene rbks, whose product is annotated as ribokinase. Gene Ontology annotation, molecular function: ribokinase activity. The record is from RefSeq and is a predicted model, not a curated record. The coding region runs from base 228 to 1169 and encodes 313 amino acids. The transcript is spliced from 9 exons. NCBI's taxonomy places the organism in Eukaryota, Metazoa, Chordata, Actinopteri, Gobiiformes, Gobiidae. Gene Ontology annotation, biological process: D-ribose metabolic process.
UCUAAGGUUUAAUGGCGUAUAACGGAUAUUUAUAACCACAAUACAAAAUAUCAGGUAAAAUUAUAAAAUGUUAACUGUCCAUUGGACAUUUUAUGAACGAAAAUGAAUCGGGCAGCACUGUGCCACUUCAGCGCUGACCGAGUUUGUGCAUGAUCUUUGAACACUGUUAUUAUAGUAAUUUUCGUCGAGUAGGCAAAGGAUUCUGCUAAAGGGAACAACUGUCCAAGAUGACAUCGGGCAAGGUCUUGGACGUGAUUGUUGUGGGCUCCUGUAUGACUGAUUUGGUGAGCCAGGCACCAAGAUUACCUAAAGCAGGGGAAACUAUCCACGGUCACAAGUUCUUCAUCGGGUUUGGCGGUAAAGGAGCCAACCAGUGCGUGCAGGCUGCAAGACUGGGUGCAGAGAGUGCAAUGGUCUGCAAGGUUGGAAAAGACUUCUUUGGAGACAAUUAUAUCCAGAAUUUCAAGGACAGCGGUGUGCACACAGACUUUGUACGACAGACCUCAGAUGCAGCAACUGGGGCAGCCUCCAUCAUUGUCAAUGAUGCAGGGGAAAAUGCCAUUGUAAUAGUUGCGGGUGCGAACAUGUUGCUGAAUGCUGAGGAUCUAAAGGACAUGCAGCCCUCUCUGAGCCAAGCGAAAGUCCUGGUGUGUCAGCUGGAGAUCAGCCCACAGACCUCACUGAACGCACUGUGUAUGGCUCGGGAGAGUGGAGUGAAGACCAUAUUCAACCCAGCGCCAGCAAUCCCGGUCUUGGAUGAAGAAUUCUACAAAGUGUCUGAUGUGUUCUGCUGUAAUGAGUCUGAGGCCGAGCUGUUAACAGGCUGCCCGGUCUCCAGUGUGGUCGAAGCAGAGCAUGCCGGACAGAACCUACUAGCUCGUGGUUGUGGGGCAGUUAUCAUCACUUUAGGACCCCAGGGUUGUGUGGUGCUCCAGGCAAAAGGGUCCACAUCCAAGCACAUCCCAACAGACGCAGUAACAGCUGUAGACACAACGGGUGCUGGUGACAGUUUCAUCGGAGCACUGGCAUUUUACAUGGCCUAUUAUCCCACAGUGCCUUUGGAGGAGAUGGCGAGGAGAGCUAAUAAAGUUGCUGCAGUAAGCGUGCAGACCAUGGGCACACAGACAUCCUUUCCCUUUAAAAAAGAUCUGCCUUCUGUAUUAUUCUGAAGCCUUGAAAUCAACUAUAUAUGAAUCAAAACUGCAAAAUUAAAUAUUUUUAACAACAGAUGAAUUGUAAUAUAUUGUAUAACACUUAAUUUUUAAUAAAAAUGUACAAAAUUGAAA